This is a messenger RNA of Symbiodinium natans, 2790 nucleotides long. Lineage: Eukaryota; Dinophyceae; Suessiales; Symbiodiniaceae. The record is from the annotation of a GenBank genome assembly.
AUGGAAUAUCCAGACAGCUUCGCGGGCCUUGCCGAAGCGCUUGUUGAUUCAGGUGUGGAUCCCGAGAUGCUGAUGUGGCUGGAGUCCCUCGAUGUAGACAACAUUAGUGCAGCGGCACGCGCACUUGAAGCCGGUCGACUGCCGCCCGAGCUGUCUGGUUCAGUGCAAGCGUUGCUAACAUUUGCCUUGGGGCCCGAGGUGGUCAAGCGUGGUGAAAAGAGCAUGGGCGAGGCGCCGCCCGCAAAGUUGAGAAGAACCGAUCUUCCUGUCGCCAAGCCAACUGCAGCAGGCUCUUUGGCCAAGGCGUUAGAGUCGGCAAGGCCCUCAGCGCGAGAGGCUACGCUCGCUAGCUUCCAGCGUGAUGUGUGGGCGCCCAGCAACCAGAAACCGCAGGCCUCUCGGUGGCGGACUUGGUCAAAGGUGUGUGACGCCUGGGGAAUUCCGGCUUUGCCGCUAUCGCGGGACGGAAUCGAAAAGGUGGCGGCCUCCUUCAAGGCAGGAGGGUAUAGAUCAGCGCGCCAGUACUUUGCCAGUGCUCGCAGAGAGCAUGUGCUUCAGAUGAAAGCAGAAGUGCCGCCAGAUGUGCUGCUGUGCAUGAGAGAUGCUCUUCGUUCCCUUGAGCGUGGAAUAGGUGGUCCUGCGCUUAAGGACGCAUUCCGUUUUGAAGAGGUGGUGCUGCCCAGCCCCUUCGAGGAAAUUCCGAGUACCCGUCGACAGGCCGUGUGCAUGUUAGUGCUGGGAUGCUGGUUCCUGCUUAGAGAGAUCGAGAUCGCAGCGUUGCAGAGCAAGCACUUGACUGUUGAUUGCGAGCGCAUGGAGGUGACCCUCACACUAGCAGCAAGUAAGUGUGACCAGCAAGGCAACCUUGUUUUGCGAAAACAUGGAUGUUAUUGCGACCACGUUCCUGCAAGAAUGUGCCCGUACCAUAAUGCUGUGGCUUUCGAGAAGAUUCGCCCGAAGAAUUUGGAAGCUCCGCUUUUUCUCAGCUCUCGCGGUCAUGAGUUGUCUAAACAUGAGACCAUCCAGUUGAUCCGCAGAACACUGUCGGCGUCGCCAUUCGCUAUGAAGCGUGCAGGUGCUCAGGGCCAGGCGAUGCUUGAGCGUUUCAAUGGCCACGUCCUUCGAGUUUCGGGUGCACAGUUUUUGGCCAGACGCCUCGUGCCUCUGCCUACCAUCAUGUUGUUGGGGCGGUGGGGCAGCCGCAGUGUCGAGAGAUACGUGCAGGAGGCAGCCCUGGAGACAUUCUCCUUGGAUCAGAUCUUUGACCCCUCGGUGCAUGUCGCCGAGCCAGCGAAGAAGCGGGAUCAGUUGAACCGCGAGGCUGUUGGAGACUCUAUGGCAGCUCUGACUGAGAAGCUCGAAAUCUUGGCAGCUCGCGUGGAAGCAUUGCAAGAGAGGCCACCGCUCGUGGUGGGCAAGAAAGCCCAUGCGCGAGACCCUCAUGAACUCGACAAGCUGCCAGUCACAUGGAGGACAAGGUGUGGCCUGUGGCAGUAUGGUUGUGCUGCGUUCACGAGAGCGAGCGAAGCCCCUGUGGCCACACGCUGUCGCCGCUGCUUUCCAGAAUGUGCCGAGGAUGGUGAGAUAGACAGCAACCGGGAAGAGUCAGGAACCAGUGGUUGUUGUAGCUCCGGAUACCUUGAUUUGCUUUACAUUUUGCCAGCGCUUUGCUUGAAGGCGAUGGCGGUCGUGCAUGCGUCCUUCCAACAAGCGAUGGAGCAAGCGGGCAUCCCUAGUGACAUCCAGAAGUACAUUGUCAGCCGCGACAUUACAUCAGUUGAGGUGAUGGCGUCCAUAGCCUUCAAGGUGGAGGAGGUGGACGAAAUUUUGGCAAAGCCGCUCGAGUCGGAGUUUGAGCUCCCAGGUGGGGAAAAGAUUCUGCUGUCAAAGCUUGAGUUCCCCAUUGCGAAGGCCAAGCUUCGAUACUUGUGGCGCAAAUGCUUCAAGGAUUGCAGCCUUGGCGAAGCACCAACGGUGCCGACACUGCCGGCAUCCACACCAGCGGCUUCGGUGACUAAGUCUUCGUCCAAAGAGCUUCCCAGUGGUUACUGGCAGCAGCAAGUCGCAAAGUUUGAAGCUGUCAAGAUCGGAGACGAGACCCGAAAGUUUCCGCAAGAGAAGCUGAUCGGUGCAGAGACAGUAGUUGCUCGCGUGGUGCACGAGAUGCGCGCAGAGAGUCACACAGCUAUUGGGCUUCACGAGGUGGUCCAGGCCCAGGGUGCGAUUUUGACCCUCAACUCUGACUAUCAGAUUGAGACCGAAGCAGAUGCCCCGUGGCGCCCGAAAAGCGUGCUCUCGUUCGUGGACUGCUUGGACUCCAUUCGUGUCCUGAUGAUCUUUGUUGAAAUGGGUAGCGAGACAAGCAAACUGGAGCAGUUGAGGUUGUACUGGGAAGCAUGUGCGUGGCGGAUUGCUCUUGCUUUGAGGUCCAAGAGAACUUUCAAGUCGAUCACGGAAGAGAUCAUCCUGGACAACCAAGCGCUCCAGGACGCUGUCUCCAGGGACGUCGUGAUCUUAGACCGUGCUGGGCGUCAACGAUUCCGCUAUGACCAGCAGGACGUCGACCGCAACGGCAAAGGGAAAGGCAAGACUAAGACGAAGACUCGCGGUGGCAAGGGUUAUUGGGACGAUCGCCGAUGGGAGCGACGGAAUGAUAGCUGGCGGCCGGGCCCCUACGCCUCCAACUACCAGACCCCAUCGUGGUCUUCGUGGCACGGUUCCUCGUGGUCAUCCUGGCAGCAGAAGAGCCACCAGUACGGGCAGGAGGACAAGAACUCGCAAAGGGAGUAG